UAUCCCUCUCCUCAUCCUUAACAACAUUUCACGCUUCCUCCUCCUCUGUUUCUCUCGCACACUCUGACCCUACGUCGUUUUUUCUUUUUGUUUUCCAAACACACACACACCGCGUACUACAACUACAACAACGCCGUGCCUAAUCCUUAAGAAUAACAAACAACAGCCAACCAUGUUGCAUUGUCUCAACACUUCGGGGAAUCUAGGAGCCACCUGUUCGGACAUGACAGUGUUGGAAAGACAACGGGAAGCAACCAUCAAGUGGCAGCAACACCUCCAGAACAACCAACCACCCUACUUAACGGACUUUAACGUUAACGUUAACGCCGUCUUCUCUUCUUCUUCUUCUUCUUCUCAGAGUCAGGGCCUGGUCAUGAAUAUUUGCGCUGAUUCCGCGCUCGGCGAGGUCCUAACUCACUCCGUCAAACCCGACCCGGGUGUCUGGCCCGAAUUCGACGCCGGAUUCGGAUCCUCUUCCGGUUUUCUACCCACCAUUUCGCCAACUUGUAGCAGAGGCGGAGACUUGGUUUCACCCAAGGAAAACAUGGCCAGUGCGAAAGAAAACACUAAGAAGAGAAAACCUCAGAACUCCAAGGUUGUUGCGGCGAGUGAUAAUAAACAGGACAAGAGAGUCAAAGCAAGUGGUGAAGAAGGAGAAUCCAAAGUAACAGAGCAAACCAGCAACAAGAAUGGCAAAUCCAACGCAAAUAAAAACAACAACAGAGAAACAACCUCUGCGGAGACUUCCAAGGAUAAUUCGAAAGGCUCCGAGGUUCAAAAUCAGAAGCCAGAGUACAUUCAUGUCCGAGCGCGUCGUGGACAAGCCACGGAUAGUCAUAGCUUAGCUGAAAGAGUUAGGAGGGAGAAGAUUAGUGAGAGAAUGAAGUAUUUGCAAGAUUUAGUACCGGGUUGCAACAAAGUUGCAGGGAAAGCUGGAAUGCUUGAUGAAAUUAUUAACUAUGUUCAGUCUCUUCAACGCCAAGUUGAGUUCUUGUCAAUGAAAUUAGCGGCUGUAAACCCAAGGCUUGACUUCAACCUUGACGAACUAUUUACCAAAGAGGUGUUUCCUUCUUGUGCUCAAAGUUUUCCAAACAUUGGGAUGCCAUUAGAUAUGAGUAUGAGUAACAACCCUUCGUAUCUACCAUUUAAUUCAGCGCAGCAACUUGUAUCGUGCUGUGGUGGACUAAUAAACAACAUGGGGAUAAGCCCUCCAAACAUGGGACUCCGAAGGAACAUUAGUACUAGCCCUGUACCUUUGCCCGAAACGUUUCUUGACUCGUCCUGUUUCACUCAAAUUCUACCCUCCUCAAAUUGGGAAGGUGGUGAUUUCCAAAGCCUUUACAACGUUGCUUUUGAUCAAGGGCGAACAGCAUCUUUUCCUUCUCAGCCAUUUACAGGUCUAGUUGAAGCUAGCAAUCUAAAGAUGGAGAUGUAAACCAGAUCGAUCAUCCAUUAUAAUUUGUUGGUGGAUUAGGUCACUCGGAGUGCCUUUGUCAUGAUUUUUUCUUUUUUCUUUUUUCGAGUACAUAACAUAUAUUGGUUGUAUACUGCUCCGUAGAAUAAAUAAGAUCAUAUUAAUACCUGUUAACUUCAA
Messenger RNA from Glycine soja, 1594 nucleotides. Its product is annotated as transcription factor HBI1-like. Gene Ontology annotation, cellular component: nucleus. The record is from RefSeq and is a predicted model, not a curated record. Lineage: Eukaryota; Viridiplantae; Streptophyta; Magnoliopsida; Fabales; Fabaceae. The transcript has 7 exons. Gene Ontology annotation, molecular function: DNA-binding transcription factor activity; protein dimerization activity. The coding region runs from base 173 to 1435 and encodes 420 amino acids. Gene Ontology annotation, biological process: regulation of DNA-templated transcription.